Phacochoerus africanus (Common warthog) is the source of this 2805-nucleotide messenger RNA. RefSeq names its product PR/SET domain 7 (gene PRDM7). Gene Ontology annotation, cellular component: nucleus. The annotation marks the transcript as partial. NCBI's taxonomy places the organism in Eukaryota, Metazoa, Chordata, Mammalia, Artiodactyla, Suidae. The record is from RefSeq and is a predicted model, not a curated record. The transcript has 13 exons. Gene Ontology annotation, molecular function: histone H3K4 methyltransferase activity; recombination hotspot binding; histone H3K36 methyltransferase activity. Gene Ontology annotation, biological process: positive regulation of reciprocal meiotic recombination; regulation of DNA-templated transcription.
CCGCCCACGGAUGGCCCCCGACAACGCAGCCCCGGGACUCCGAGCCAGAGAGAGGAGGCCAGCCUGGAGGGGGCUGUUCUGGCAGUGUCCACGCGAGGGCGCCAGAGCCCCUUCUGGCCCCGGUGCAGCUCCCAGGCUCGAACAGAGCAGCCAAUCCCCAAGGGACGGGGCGGGACCUUUGGCGCGCUCCGCACACUCCCGGCGGCCUAUUGGCGGGCCGGCUUCGCUCCCAGCGCUGAUUGGUGGCUUGUACCAGACGGGCUUCAGGCGGACUCCCAGCGCUUGGCUUUGCCUCAGCUGCGCGCCAAGGGCAUCGCGGCCCCGGUGCGGGCUGAGGGGGCAGCGCGCGAGGAGGGCGAGGAGCCUGCAGCGGCGCGCCUUGCGAAGCCCUUCUACACCCUCGGCCGGAGACCGUCAGAUUCCAGGCGGGAGGCCGGACUGCAGCCCAAUCCCCUCAGCCUGCGGCCCCUGAAAGCCCCGCCGACGAGGGGCCGAGUGCCUUACCUCAGGGCUCGGGGCGCAGCGCCUUGGUCGUCAGACCCGCGAGCCUCGCGGCCGGAGAACCGAGAGCCCCUCAGGAGCCCCAGCCUCCCCCACAGCCGAGCCCCCCGGUCCCGGGGUCGGAGAACCGAGAGCCCCUCAGGAGCCCCAGCCUCCCCCACAGCCGAGCCCCCCGGUCCCGGGGUCGGAGAACCGAGAGCCCCUCGGGAGCCCCGGCCGCCCCCUAGCCGAGCCCCCGGGUCCCCGGGAUCAGAGAACCGAGAGCCCCUCAGGAGCCCCGGCCGCCCCCCAGCCGAGCCCCCCGGUCCCCGGGGUCGGAGAACCGAGAGCCCCUCAGGAGCCCCGGCCGCCCCCCCAGCCGAGCCCCCCGGUCCCGGGAUCAGAGAACCGAGAGCCCCUCAGGAGCCCCGGCCGCCCCCCAGCCGAGCCCCCCGGUCCCCGGGGUCGGAGAACCGAGAGCCCCUCGGGAGCCCCGGCCGCCCCCCAGCCGAGCCCCUCGGUCCCGGCGGCCGGAGAACCGAGAGCCCCUCAGGAGCCCCGGCCGCCCCCCAGCCGAGCCCCCCGGUCCCGGGAUCAGAGAACCGAGAGCCCCUCAGGAGCCCCGGCCGCACCCCCAGCCGAGCCCCCCGGUCCCGGGAUCAGAGAACCGAGAGUCCUCAGGGCCGCCCGACCCCUGACAGGAGCCCCGCCCCCCGCGCGGGCUUCCAGGGGGCUCGGGACCCCCCCCCCCCGCCGCCCCCAGCUCUGGCCGCAGCGCCUUCCCCUCCCCGCACCAUGCGCCCCGACAGGCGCCAGGAGGAGAGCCCUGACCCAGCCGCUGGGAGGACCGAGCGGAAGGCGGCGGCCACAGAUGCUUUCAAAGACAUUUCCAUAUACUUCUCCAAGGAAGAAUGGACAGAGAUGGGAGAAUGGGAAAAAAUCCGAUACAGGAAUGUGAAAAGGAACUAUGAAGCGCUGACCACUAUAGGUCUCAGAGCCCCUCGGCCAGCUUUCAUGUGUCACCGCAGGCAAGCCAUCAAACCCCAGGUGGAUGACCCCGAGGAUUCUGACGAAGAAUGGACACCAAGGCAGCAAGUUAAACCUUGUCGGGUGGCCUUCAGAGUGGAGCACAAUAAACACCAGAAGGUGAUGUCCAGGGUGCCAUUAAGUAACAAAUCUAGCUUGAAGGAACUGUUGACAACAGCGGAGUUGCCAAAGACAAGUGGCUCAGAGCAGGCCCAGGAGUCCCCAGUGUCCCCUCCUGGAGAAGCACGUACCUCUAGACGGCGCUCUGGACAAGAACUGGCCCGCAGAAGGAAGGACGCGGAAGCCCGGAUGUACAGCCUGCGAGAAAGAAAGGGCCGCGCCUACCAGGAAGUCGGGGAGCCCCAGGACGACGACUACCUCUAUUGUGAGAAGUGUCAGAACUUCUUCACUGACAGCUGUGCCGCUCACGGGCCCCCGACCUUUGUCAAGGACAGUGCCGUGGACAAGGGGCACCCCAACCGCUCAGCCCUCACUCUGCCCCCUGGGUUAAGAAUCGGACCGUCAGGCAUCCCUGAGGCUGGCCUUGGAGUGUGGAACGAGGCCCACGAUCUGCCGCUGGGUCUGCACUUUGGCCCCUACGAGGGCCAAGUCACAGAGGAUGAAGAGGCGGCCAACAGUGGAUACUCCUGGCUGAUCACCAAAGGGAGAAACUGCUACGAGUACGUGGACGGAAAGGACAAAUCCUGGGCCAACUGGAUGCGGUAUGUGAACUGCGCGCGGGACGACGAGGAGCAGAACCUGGUGGCCUUUCAGUAUCACAGGCAGAUCUUCUACCGAACCUGCCGGGUGGUCAGGCCAGGCUGUGAACUGCUCGUCUGGUACGGGGACGAGUACGGCCAGGAGCUGGGCAUCAAGUGGGGCAGCAAGUGGAAGAAAGAGCUCACAGCAGGGAUCGCAGCAGGGCCAGCUCACCAGGCCGAGCGCCGCCAAGUUCACAGAUCCCGUCCCCUCACCCAGGCGGAACCCACCUACAUUACCAAGAGUGUGGUCAUCCCUCAGCAGGGCUUCCUCUUUCAGCAGAACCACAACCAAAGAUCCAUCCAUGUCCCUCCUGCUCUCUGGCCUUCUCCAGCCAGAGAUUCCUCAGCCAACAUGUGGAACGCAGCCACCCCUCUCAGAGCCUCCCAAGCGCAUCUGCAAGAGGAGGCCUCCAACCAGAGGGUCCCUGCCCAGACAAUCAACAGCAGCAGCAGCCAUAUCCUGAUCCACACAGCUGGGAGGGCAAAUCUCAAAGUCAGGACGUCAAGGAAGGGUCCAAACCUUUCCUGGAAGGGAUAA